Molecule: messenger RNA, 2371 nt
Organism: Phragmites australis (common reed)
Lineage: Eukaryota; Viridiplantae; Streptophyta; Magnoliopsida; Poales; Poaceae
Exons: 21
Coding region: 185-2011 (608 amino acids)
Biological process (GO): CTP biosynthetic process; pyrimidine nucleobase biosynthetic process
Molecular function (GO): CTP synthase activity; identical protein binding
Source: RefSeq, a predicted model, not a curated record
CGUCUCCACCCAUUCCAGCCUAAACCUCACCCUGGCCGCCUGGCGUGCUGAGCCUUCCCAUAACUCUUGCACCUUGGCACCACACUAGCCUAGCCUAGUGCCGAGCUCGCACUUGCUCAUCCCUGUUCGUGCACAGGAGCAGAGCCAAGAACCGAAAGUUCAGGUCUCGUAGGAGACGACGGCCAUGAAGUACGUGCUCGUGACCGGAGGGGUGGUGAGCGGCCUCGGCAAGGGCGUGACGGCCAGCAGCAUCGGCGUCGUGCUCAAGGCCUGCGGCCUCCGCGUCACCACCAUCAAGAUUGACCCAUACCUCAACACUGAUGCUGGAACCAUGUCUCCGUUCGAGCAUGGUGAGGUCUUUGUUUUGGAUGAUGGUGGAGAGGUGGACUUGGACCUUGGAAAUUAUGAACGUUUUCUGGAUAUCAAAUUGACCCGUGACAACAAUAUAACCACGGGAAAAAUCUAUCAGGUUGCCAUUAAUAAAGAAAGGAGAGGAGACUACUUGGGAAAAACCGUUCAGGUUGUGCCACAUAUUACAGAUGAAAUACAAGAUUGGAUUGAACGCGUUGCAAUGAAUCCAGUCGAUGGUGAAGAAAGGCCUCCUGAUGUCUGUGUCAUUGAACUUGGUGGCACUAUAGGGGAUAUUGAAUCAAUGCCUUUCAUUGAAGCACUAGGUCAAUUUUCAUACCGUGUUGGACCUGGAAACUUCUGUCUGGUUCAUGUCAGUCUUGUUCCGGUUCUAAAUGUAGUUGGUGAACAGAAGACUAAGCCUACACAACAUAGUGUUCGAGGGCUUAGAGGACUUGGGUUGGCACCAGAUGUUUUAGCAUGUCGCAGUACUGAGCCAUUAGAAGAACAUGUGAAAGCCAAGCUCUCACAGUUUUGCCAUGUACCGAUCUCAAAUAUUGUGAGCCUCCAUGACGUGACAAACAUUUGGCACAUCCCUUUGUUGCUAAGGGACCAGAAGGCCCAUGAAGCUAUUCUGAAAGUUUUAGACCUUCAGUAUGCAGGGAAAGUACCUCGGGAACCCAAGUUGGAGGAGUGGACCAAAAGAGCCACCAAGUUUGACAAAUUGAAGACUCCGGUCAAGAUUGCCAUGGUUGGAAAAUAUACCGGCCUGUCGGAUUCCUACCUGUCUGUUCUAAAGGCUCUUUUGCAUGCAUCAGUUGCUAUGGAAAGAAAGCUUGUAGUGGAGUGGGUUCCUUCCUGUGAUCUUGAAGAUUCUGCAGCAAAAGAGACCCCUAAAGCCUAUAAAAAAGCAUGGAAACUGCUGAAGGGUGCAGAUGGUAUACUCGUUCCUGGAGGCUUCGGAGACAGGGGAGUUCAGGGCAAAAUUCUUGCUGCAAAAUAUGCACGCGAAAACAAUGUUCCUUAUCUCGGCAUUUGCUUGGGAAUGCAAAUUGCAGUGAUUGAGUUUGCUCGUUCAGUCAUGAAAUUACGUGGUGCAAAUAGCACAGAAUUUGAUCCAGCUACAACAUCACCCUGUGUCAUAUUCAUGCCAGAGGGCUCAAAAACCCAUAUGGGGGCUACAAUGAGGCUAGGAUCAAGAAGAACAUAUUUCCAAGUCAAUGGCUGCACAUCUGCAAAGCUGUAUGGCAAUGCUAGCUCUGUAGACGAAAGACAUCGCCACAGAUAUGAGGUGAACCCUGAAAUGGUCCCAGACUUUGAGAGGGCCGGGCUUUCGUUCGUGGGCAAGGAUGAAAGUGGAAGACGCAUGGAGAUCAUUGAACUACCCUCUCACAAGUUUUUCAUCGGUGCACAAUUCCAUCCAGAAUUUAAGUCGAGACCAGCAAAGCCAUCUCCACUUUUCUUAGGACUAAUAGCAGCGGCAUCUGGACAACUAGAACCUUUGCUUCAACGCAGUUGCAGCGUGGUCGAUUCGAAUUCUACAAAAGCAUGUAUCAACGGUAAAGUUUCAAAACCGAAACUGUACUCAAAUGGACAUGUGAAGAACGCAUUAAACAGCUUGGUAAACGGGUACUACGCAAAUGGCAAUGGCAUUCCCAUCUAGAAGCAUAAUGCUAAGAGCUGGCCUUGAUUGAUAUUUGCUUCUAUGGUUUUGCUUGUACCGUUUUUCAUCAUUGGUUCUCUUUCCUUUUUGGUUUGUAUUUGUCUCUGAUCAACUGAGAAGGCUAAGACUCGCAAGCUCCAGGUCCAGCGCCACAUGGUUCCGACAUUUUUACGAGGAACGUCCUCCGGUCCGUUUUUUGUGAAGCAAAUUAGCUAUAGUGUGGUCUAGUGUGAUGUUUCUUUUUUGUUUGAGGCCUCAAACUAAGGCUGGCCUUGGUAGCUUUACUGGAGUCUGGAAUCUCAACUAUUUGUACAUUAUGGAAGAACUUAUCUAAGGACUGAAUAUACAGAUGCUUGGCCA